Aethina tumida (small hive beetle) is the source of this 1726-nucleotide messenger RNA. Its product is annotated as calcitonin receptor-like. The transcript has 8 exons. The coding region runs from base 369 to 1610 and encodes 413 amino acids. Gene Ontology annotation, cellular component: plasma membrane. Gene Ontology annotation, molecular function: G protein-coupled peptide receptor activity; peptide hormone binding. The record is from RefSeq and is a predicted model, not a curated record. Lineage: Eukaryota; Metazoa; Arthropoda; Insecta; Coleoptera; Nitidulidae. Gene Ontology annotation, biological process: cell surface receptor signaling pathway; adenylate cyclase-modulating G protein-coupled receptor signaling pathway.
GUUUAUUAUUUACUUAUAUUUAACAUUAUAAGAAUUGUAUGUUUGUAUACAUUUUUUAAUACGAACAAGUAUGGUAAAUUAUAUUUUUUUAGGUAGAAAAUAGUUCAGAAAUUGUAGAAUUAUGUCCUCAAAAUUUGGACAUAAAAAAUUAUUGCAAUUACAGAGAUACAUAUUAUUAUUAUAGAGCUUAUUGGAAUUAUUGGAGUGGUUACAAUUGUUACCUUUAUACAUCGCCAGAACGAUUCAAACAAAAAUUGAGACCUUCUUCCCUUAAUACAUUUUGCAACAAAAUCAACAAGUCAUCCCAAAUUCCUAUUAUUGGUAACUCCAAAUAUUUUGCCACGUUCGAUUAUAAGAAUUCGUCUUCCAUGGAAAUACUUAAAACAUUGUUUAAAAGUGAGGAGUUUUUUCUAAUUUUUCUGGAUUGUUUGCAAGAAGCGGAGAAAUGUUGUUUCGAGGACAUGACAAUAGAAAACAUAUUCCCUAGCGAACAAGAGUGUAGUGUUGUAUGGGACGCUUGGUCAUGUUUUCCGAGAACCCCAGUGAACACAACCAAGAAAUUGGUUUGCAGUAAACAAGCGUACUCAUCACUGACGGAUUAUUGCACAUUAGAAAGUGAAAAGGUGUGUUUCUUCAAUGAGACUACGGGAAAGGCGCAAUGGAUCGAACAGACCGACUACAAUAAUUGUGCUAUCGCACCUGUUUACAAAAGGAGACACAAAUACAAUGUGAUCACCCUUCAUAUUUGCAACGUUGUGGAUGUUCCCGCCAUUUUGAUAUUCCUCUUGUACAGGAAACUGAGACAGUCGACGAGGAUGAGUCUGCACAGAAAUUUGCUAAUCGCCAUCGUGAUCAGAAACGUUUUAACAAUCAUGACGAAAGAGUUGAUAAUUAUAGAUCAGUUGAACGUGAACACCAAGAAUGUUAUGGGAGAGAACGGGGUUCCAUGCAGGGUUUUGGCGUUUUUCGAGAAUGUUUUCAAAAAUGCGAUAUUUGCUUGUAUGGUCAUUGACGGUUAUUAUUUACACAAGCAGAUUGUCAGGAAUCACGCUCCGGAACCGAAAAAAUUGACUUUAUCGCUUGUUUCAGUUGUAUUGUCGCUGGUUCCAUCAUUGAUUUGGGCCACGCUGAAAGGAGUGAACGAAGGUGGUUACUGUUGGAUGGUGGACAGCAACAACGAACAAUGGACCGGUGAUGGGUUCAGGAUUCUUGUCCUAAUCAUUAAUAUUUUAAUUCUUGUCGACAUAAUUAGAAUUAUUUUUACGAGGAUGAGACACGGAGGUACAAGUCGACAAACAAAGGCCGCCUUAAAAUCGACAUUAUUUUUGAUCCCAUUAUUCGGUCUACAAUUUCUCGUGACGGCGAAGAAAAUGGUGUUGAACGAUACGUGCGUGGCGGAAGACGCAUACGAAUACACCAAAUAUUCGAUGGAGGCGUUUCAGGGAAUCAUGGUCGCGAUUUUGUUCUGUUACGCCAGCUCAGAAGUGCAUGUGGAAAUCAACAACACUUAUAGAAAGGUGCGAAUUUUUUUAGAAGACCGAUUUGGAAUUGCUUAUAACAAGGGCAAUAUUGACAGGAGGGCAACUACUGCAACUUUUGUCGGAAAUUAAUUGAAAAAUCUCACUGUGUUCACUUUAUACCUGUAAAAUAUUCAUAUUUUAAGAUUUUAUUUAUUUUAUUAUUGCAUAUUUGUUUUUAUUAUUUUUUAAUAAAUUAUACAAAAUCA